Molecule: messenger RNA, 2641 nt
Organism: Oncorhynchus mykiss (rainbow trout)
Lineage: Eukaryota; Metazoa; Chordata; Actinopteri; Salmoniformes; Salmonidae
Cellular component (GO): chromatin
Molecular function (GO): protein binding
Source: RefSeq, a predicted model, not a curated record
CAUCUUGGAGGAUAAAUUAAAGAGGAACGCGAAUUGGAAAUCUCACGGUUUUGUACGAGAUUUGCAACGCGACACAACUUUCAAAGAAACCUACAGCGACGGUCAGACGGACGGUCCGUGCUAUACGGAAUUCUCGGGAUCCAGUUCGCUGGCGAUGGCAGCGGCGGCCCGCAGGCGCCAUGGCAACAUGCCCCAAAGGCGGGCGACUUUGUUGCCGCGGGGAUUCCAGCGCUCCAUGGCCAAACGGGUGACAUCGACAGCAACGGAGAGACAGCCCACUGGGAAGACUGAGACUACUGGCCCAAACCUGGUAACCACAGCAGGUGCACCGAGGCAGACAACACAGCAGCCUGGCACUAUUCAGCCCUGUGGGAUAGAAAUGGGGCCAGGUUGGACAUUUAUCUGCAAAGCCAAGUUGUCCCCCUCAUCUCCUCAGCAGCGUCAAAAUCACCCUGACACAACCAUCGCUCCUUUGACAGUCUGUCAGACAGAGCCCGACAUACAGAGUUCUCAUGUAUGGGUCCAUAGUGGGAAGAACAGAGAGGCUGAUGGGAAUAACAGAACCAUAGCAGCUUCACUGGAGAGAAUCAGGAUCCAUCCAGAGUCCCAGAGGAUUUUGGGCAGUUCCUGUGUAGCCACUGUGCGUCUGGAGCGUCUGAGGAUCAAACUUGACCCCGGACAGUCAGUUGCCCUGUCAAUGGUACCGCCACUGGUGUCUUUGGUGUCACUGUUACGCCAACCACACUCAGAGUUGCUGACUGAGGACGCUGCGGCGCCUCUGCCGGCAGUCAUUACCCCAGAGGAGCAUGUCCAACAGACAGGGUCCAGUCUGGAUUUCCAGCAGAGUUCAGCAAACAGAGAAGAGUCAUCUGGAUCAGUACCAGGGGCCUCAGGGAUGGAGCCAACACAAAUACAGGGGCCCCUUUGGACUGAACCACCACACCUUCAGGAGAGACCUGCACUCCCAUCGCCCCCUAUAGGACAAGCACCAGAAUCAGAUCUAGUACUCGACUUGGAGUCUGAAUCGGAGUCUGAAUUGGUUCCAGGUCUGAAAUCUGGCUCAGAUUCACUGGAAAUAGAAUCAGACCUGGAGCCAAAGUCAGAACUGAAUCUGCCAAUGGAGUUAGAUUCAAAGUUGGAAUCAGAAACAAAACUGGAAUCUGAUUGGGAGCCUGCAGAUGGGGAGGACAGUGAGGGGGGUCAUGUGGGGCAGUUCGCACCUAUCGAUGGGUCUAUCGUGUCCCAGGAGCAGCCUGAGAACGAGAAAGGGGCAGCAGGGAUGGAGAGUGAGGAUUUCUGUGCGGUGUGCUUCAAUGGGGGUGACUUGCUGUGCUGCGAUGGCUGCCCUAAGGUCUACCACCUCUCCUGCCACAUACCACCCCUCCGAAGCUCCCCACUGGGCGACUGGGUGUGCACAUUGUGCCGGAGUGACCAAGAACCUGGGGUGGGCUAUGACUGUGAGACCAUACAUCCCUCGACAGACCACCAGGGGGCAGGCACACCAUACACACUGUCCAGCCUGGACCAAAGAAGGUGUGAGAAGCUGACUCUUCUGUUGUCCAGCCACGUCCUCAGUGCUCCAUUCCAGGAGCCUGUCAGCCCACUGGCUCGUCAUUACUACCAGAUCAUCAAGAGGCCGAUGGACCUAUCAGUGAUCAGGAGGAAGCUGGACCAGAGGAACACUCUUCACUACUUCACAGCCCAGCAGUUUGUGGACGACGUCCUACUCAUGUUCAGGAACUGUGCAACUUUCAAUUAUCCGGAUUCUGAGGUCGCCAACGCAGGCCGUAACCUGGAGGUGUUCUUCCUGUCCAAGCUGAGGGAGGUGUUUCCCAGCCAAGCCUUCCCCACGCUGACCCAGGACAGAGCGAAAAGGAACAGUCUCGCUUGGCUGAACAGGAAAAGGAGGGACUACCACAGGAAGAAGAAACGAGGUCACUUCCUUGACUUCUGAAGUGGUCUGGUGUAAUGUUGUAUGGUGACAAAACAUCUCACAUAGUUGUAUAUUUUUAAUAUUAAUGAAACCUUAGUCUGGCUGUAUCUAAAUACAUUAUUUUAUAAUCAAGGAAUGUAGACAUAUGGGAACUUUUGAUUCAUAAUUUGUGUUUUACAGUCUUGUCAAAUUUGAAGUGAUUAAAUGUCUUUAUUAAACAUUUAGGGGCCAAUUGAAUCCAUCGAUGGAUCUUUUGUUAAACCAUCAAUACUGAUAAAAUCACGCACACAGUCAUCUUAAUAGCAACCAUUAUUGGCCACCGAUUUACUGCUCCGUGAAGCGGAUGUCGAAGUUUACUCUUAGUCCUGAUUGCUGCCAUCAUUUUUCAAGACUAUUUCACCUUCCGCUGGUUUUAUCAUCAGAAAAAUGGAAUCCUGCUAUUAUAGCAAUUUAUCUAUUUGACAAUCAUUCCGUACAACUGAAAUAAACUUAAUUUUCCUAGUUUACCACUUGGUUGAAGAUGGGAAGGUUACAACAACGGCAUCACAAUAAUGUGGAGGUUCUACCACUCUGAAUCAACCAUGGGACCAGCUCAAGAGUUGUAGCUACGCUGCCUAGGCAGCAAAAAGACCACAACCAUCUAGCCAGCUAGCUAACGUUAGCAUAUAAGAUCCGUUGCGUCUAUUCAUGGCUGCCAAGGGAAGCCAA